This is a messenger RNA of Corapipo altera (White-ruffed manakin), 2181 nucleotides long. RefSeq names its product fucosyltransferase 9 (gene FUT9). The coding region runs from base 203 to 1282 and encodes 359 amino acids. Lineage: Eukaryota; Metazoa; Chordata; Aves; Passeriformes; Pipridae. Gene Ontology annotation, molecular function: alpha-(1->3)-fucosyltransferase activity. The record is from RefSeq and is a predicted model, not a curated record. Gene Ontology annotation, cellular component: membrane. The transcript has 2 exons.
GAUACCUGCAAGGCUCUUGGUACAAGGCAGAGCAGAAGAGCAUAGUAAGUUAAUCCGCAAGCCAUUCAGAAACGUCUAGGACAGAGACACUGACACCAGGGAAUCAUAUGUCUGCAUUGAACAUUUAGUAAUUUGUUUACUUGGAGGGUUGGUAAGAAAUGCACAGAUGAACCUCGGAAGCAACUACUUGUAAGAACAAAUUAUGACAUCGACAUCUAAAGGAAUUUUCCGGCCAUUUUUUAUUAUCUUCAUUGUCCUUGGUUGUUUCAUGGCAUUUAUAUUAAUUUAUAUCAAACCAACAAAUAGCUGGAUUUCUGGUCCUAUAGAAUCAGCCAGUUCAGUUUUGAAAAUGAAGAACUUCUUUUCUUCCAAAACUGAUAAUCUUAAUGAAACUACUGUUUUGAUCUGGGUUUGGCCAUUUGGCCAGACAUUCGAUUUAACAUCCUGCCAAACAAUGUUCAAUAUCCCUGGGUGCCAUCUGACUAUUGACCGCUCGCUAUAUAACAGAUCCCAUGCUGUUCUCAUUCAUCACAGAGACAUUAGCUGGGAUCUGACUAAUUUACCUCAGCAAGCCAGGCCACCAUUCCAGAAGUGGAUUUGGAUGAACUUGGAGUCUCCAACUCAUACUCCACAGAAGAGUGGCAUUGAACACCUAUUUAACCUGACUCUGACUUAUCGGCGCGAUUCAGAUAUUCAGGUGCCUUAUGGCUUCAUGAUGGUUGGUACAAGUUCCUUCACAUUUGAAGUACCAAGUAAGGAAAACUUGGUCUGUUGGGUUGUAAGUAACUGGAACCCCGAGCACGCUCGAGUCAAGUAUUACAAUGAGCUUAGCAAAUACAUUGAAAUCCAUACCUACGGACAAGCCUUUGGAGACUACGUCAAUGACAAAAACUUGAUUCCAACUAUCUCCACUUGCAAAUUCUACCUUUCCUUUGAAAAUUCAAUCCACAAAGAUUACAUUACUGAGAAACUUUACAAUGCUCUUCUGGCUGGAUCAGUACCAGUUGUACUGGGCCCUUCCAGAGAAAAUUAUGAGAAUUACAUUCCAGCAGACUCUUUCAUACACGUGGAAGAUUUUCUCUCCCCCAGAGAGCUGGCAGAAUAUCUUUUGAUGCUUGACAAAAAUAACAAGAUGUACCUUAGUUAUUUCAACUGGAAGAAGGAUUUUUCAGUGCAUCUUCCUAGGUUCUGGGAAUCACAUGCAUGUCUUGCUUGUGAUCAUGUGAAAAGACACCAGGAAUACAAGUCCAUUGGAAAUUUAGAAAAAUGGUUUUGGAAUUAAUUUGUGUGUGUGUGUGUGUGUGUGUACUUUUUUGAAGAAGCCAGAAGGAACUUCAGUUCAAGUGGAGAGGAAAGGAAAAGAGAAAAAAAAAAAGGAAGGAAAAGAGAAUAUUUUGUCAUGGUUUAUCAGCUGUUCCCUCUUGGCUAUCCUAUUUAUAUUUUGUAAGAGAUUUUAAAAGAUCAGCAACAGUAGUCAUCAAUACUUAGUUUCAAAUCAUAAUAGACAUACUAAUUAUGUGCACUGAAGAAUAUUUGAUUGUUUAUUGUGAAUUUAAAACAAAAUUUCCCACAUUUUCCGUGAAAUAUGUCCCAGUCUUACACUCCAAGUAGUCAUUUUUAACAAUUGUUUUUUAUUUUUAACAUUACAUUUGCUGUUCAACCUAUUUGGAAAAUGAGGAAACAAUUUUUAAAUGCCAGAGAAAACUUUAAGAACAUAAUUUGCUGUUCCAGUCUAAAAUGUGUGUAAUAUAUCAAAAGACAGUAAAGUUUCAUGUGUUCAUUUUACAUUUUAAGAGCACAGUAAAGUACAAUACCUACCAUUACUGAAGUGUCAUUAACUGCCCCCCUUUUUAAGGGUAAUGAACUAUAGUUUUUUAAAGGUAUUAGAAUAGUAGACAGUUUUGGUUUCUAAAAAUAAGAUGUUUCCUAACAAAUAGUCCCAUUAAGUUGCUUGAAGAAUAUAUCUGUUCUUACCCUCUGAAGAAACAAUGUCAGACACAGAGAAAAUGACCAAUCUUAGAGACCAAAGCCCAGAUUCAUCCAAUUUUUGUUUUCAAAUGCAGCAUGCCCUUGAGCCCCAUUGUGUCUCAAGUAUUAUUAAUGUGAACCAGGGCUCUAAGUGGUGUUACAUCAAUACAGAGAUAAAAGGAUUUUAAUAAAGGUGUUUGAUUACAUCAGCCU